Lemur catta (Ring-tailed lemur) is the source of this 3164-nucleotide messenger RNA. It is a transcript of the gene AGK, whose product is annotated as acylglycerol kinase. Gene Ontology annotation, biological process: protein insertion into mitochondrial inner membrane; ceramide biosynthetic process. Gene Ontology annotation, cellular component: mitochondrion; TIM22 mitochondrial import inner membrane insertion complex. The record is from RefSeq and is a predicted model, not a curated record. The transcript has 13 exons. NCBI's taxonomy places the organism in Eukaryota, Metazoa, Chordata, Mammalia, Primates, Lemuridae. Gene Ontology annotation, molecular function: ATP-dependent diacylglycerol kinase activity; acylglycerol kinase activity; ceramide kinase activity. Bases 1078 to 2181 code for a protein of 367 amino acids.
AUAAUGUAUGUCUUAUUGGUAACACUUGUUUUUCAAUCUUUUAUGUAGAACAUUAGAAGGAAAAACAUCUUCACCUUCAUUUUGGUGAUUUUCUGAACCCAUGGCAUCCAUAUAAAGAUGUGAAUAAAGACCCAAAUGUUCAAGUCUUAUUUCUUAAACUAAUGCAGAGGAGAUUUGUUGUUGAUUGACAAGAGUGAGACUUCUACAGAGUUUUACUUUUAGGAAGUAGACCUGAUCCGCUUCCAACUGAUCCUUUCUUAUCAAUCUAGUUAUGAAAGCAACCCUGGAAGGAGGAUUGUUUGCAGUAUAGCUCAGCCUUUUAUUGUUGGGUUAAGCCCCUAGAAAUGGUGAGUUGGAAGGGAGAAAUUUUCAUUUACCCUUUCAUGUUCAUUCUAAUAACCAUUCAGAGCAGUAGAAAGGUAGGGCAUAUUUAAUUUGCUUAUUAUAUGCUCAGGCCCUGGAUUGGAGAUAUUCUUUUGGAUGGUUCUUCUGAAAAUUUGUCUAGGCUUCUCAAUUCUAAUUUAAUUCAUAAUAAGAACUGUUUUGUGUUCUGUAUGCCAUUUGGUAGUUGUUUCUUUUUAGUUUAAAUGAUAUUGAAUUUCGUCUGUGCAUAACUAUACAUGCUUUUCAUUAGCUACCUUUGUAUUUCUUUCUAGUAUAAAAUAUCCUUAAAGUCAAAGGAUGCAUCAUUGGUUAAAAAAUCUUUUUUAGAAAGAGGAUUGAGUAAAUGUGGAUAUAAAAGUUAGAGAUUUGACAUUGAUUGCUUGAAAGUACUAGGAUUAUUUUUUUUCUUUAUGUAAUAGUUGAAAAUAUUUGGGCAAGAGACAAGUCAAUUAAUAGGUAUGUUUCAACAUUUAUUUGACUUUGGACUGACUUCUCCACUGGGAGAAGGGACUUUUUGUAACUUUUGCAUCCCUUAAUUCCUAGGUUGUGUUUUUAAAUUCUGAUCUGAACUGGACAAUCAUUUACUGUCUAAUGAUGUGCAUGAUACUUUUGAAAUACACAAACUCUCUAAGGGUUGUUUAUUUCUCUUAGAAAACAUCACAAUCAUGCCAUUUCAUUUUCCUCACAGUUUACAUGUCUGCAUUUGGGGCAGGUUUAUUCAUUCAUUUGUGCAUCAAUUCAUCAGAUACCUACAAAGCCAGGACUCUAUUUGAAAAAAAUGCUGCCCCAAUUUUGCAUUUAUCUGGCAUGGAUGUGACUGUCAUUAAGACAGAUUAUGAGGGACAAGCCAAGAAGCUCCUGGAAUUGAUGGAAAGCACAGAUGUGAUCAUUGUUGCUGGAGGGGAUGGAACCCUGCAGGAGGUUGUUACUGGAGUUCUUCGAAGAACAGAUGAGGCUACCUUCAGUAAGAUUCCCAUUGGAUUUAUCCCACUGGGACAGACCAGUAGCUUGAGUCAUACCCUCUUUGCCAAAAGUGGAAACCAAGUCCAACAUAUUACAGAUGCUACACUUGCCAUUGUGAAAGGAGAGACUGUUCCACUUGAUGUCUUGCAGAUCAAGGGUGAAAAGGAACAACCUGUGUUUGCAAUGACCGGCCUUCGAUGGGGAUCCUUCAGAGAUGCUGGCGUCAAAGUUAGCAAUUACUGGUAUCUUGGGCCUCUAAAAACCAAAGCAGCCCACUUUUUCAGCACUCUUAAGGAGUGGCCUCAGAUUCAUCAAGCCUCUAUCUCGUACACGGGACCUACAGAGAGAUCUCCCAGUGAACCAGAAGAGACCCCUCCCCGGCCUUCCUUGUAUAGGAGAAUAUUACGAAGGCUGGCAUCAUACUGGGCACAACCACAGGAUGCCCUCCCUCAAGAGGUGAGCCCAGAGGUCUGGAAAGAAGUGCAGCUGUCAACCAUUGAACUGUCCAUCACAACACGGAACGGUCAGCUUGACCUGACAAGCAAAGAAGACUUUAUGAACAUUUGCAUUGAACCCGACGCUGUCAGCAAAGGAGACUUUAUAACUAUAGGAAGUAGAAAGGUGAGAGACCCCAAGCUGCAUGCCGAGGGCACCACGUGUCUCCAGGCCAGCCAGUGUGCCUUGCUUCUGCCCGAGGGAACAGGGGGCUCUUUCAGCAUUGACAGUGAGGAGUAUGAAGCGAUGCCUGUGGAGGUGAAGCUGCUCCCCAGGAAGCUGCAGUUCUUCUGUGACCCCAGGAAGAGGGAACAGGGGCUGCAGAGCACAGCCCAGUGAGCCGGUGGGAGACGGGUGCUCCGAGGCUGUACGUCAGGCUACCAGCGGGACCAAAAGGGAACAGGUGCCUCAGCUGUCCCAGCAGUGCUGUCAGAGGAUCCCAAGGGCAUUUUCGUGGCAAGUACCCCUCUGCCUUCCUCCAGCAGCGCUUCCCAAGGUAUACUCUGCCACUGCUUGACAGUCAGCUUCCGCAUGCUUUUAUUUUGGUGUUAACAGUCAACCCUCCUACAUACUGAUUUUCCUCAGGCUGGUUCAAGUAGUUCUCACAUUCAUUGGAUGGAGAAGAGCUUUCUUUUGUUUUCUCCCCAAGUGCAACCACAGUGGAGAGCAGGCUCCUGAGAUUGUCUAUGCUCCCCCGUUCCUGCUCUGUUAAACCGUCCAGGAAUUCCAGGGACAGUGCCACCCUUCCCAUUUCUAGGCUCCUCCAGGGGUGGAGCUCUGGUUCUUUUUAGUUUUCGUUUGAGUUCUGUCCUCAAUCCAGAAACAUGUGAGGUGGUUUCCCUCUUCAGCCAUGGCUAAGAUACCAUAAAAUGCUAGUUUUUAUUUUUUUACAGUAUUGCUUCUUAAAUGUUGGUUUGCAUGAGAACCACAUGGGGUGCAUGUUGAAAACUCAUUUACUUGGGGCCUACCCCAAACCUGGUAACUCACUUUGGGGAUGGGCCUUAAAAACUGGCCACUCUUCCUAGGAGAUUCUAUAAGUGGUCCCUCAACCUUACUUGGAGAAAGUGUUUUACAGCAGUCAUCCAUAAACUAUUCUGCUCAUGUACCCCCAAAGUAUUUUGAAAAAUCAUGUAUUUCCUCACACAUCUAUGUUGAAACCUAAAAUAGCUGCCAAAGUAUGUACUUUCUGGUGUCACGUAAAUAUUAUUUUAAAAUAACUGUUACAUCACUCUAUCCAGUGUAAUUUAAAUACCAUACCAAUUUGACAGCCUUUGUUCAUAUAUAAAAAUAAAUGAACUUGCCCUUUAGUAGAAAAUUUUAAA